Molecule: messenger RNA, 1728 nt
Organism: Monosiga brevicollis MX1
Lineage: Eukaryota; Choanoflagellata; Craspedida; Salpingoecidae
Exons: 15
Coding region: 1-1728 (575 amino acids)
Source: RefSeq, a predicted model, not a curated record
AUGGCUGGCAAGGCACUGCCUUUCUCCUCAUUCUUGCCUUGCUUGCUGGUUGGUGCAUGCGGUGUAGAGCUGGUGGAGCGGCGAACACGCAGCACGCGGAGUGACAAGGUGGCCGCUGAGCUUGAAGAAACGAGGCGAGCCAUGUACUACGAGUCCUAUGAUUAUAUUCCCAUGCGACUAAAUGACCAAGAGCGUGAGAUGCUGCGUGUUGUCGAGGGGGCUCUCAAGACCAGCGAAUACACUGACGAGGUCGACGUUCGGCGGUACAAUCGUGAGGAAAUCAUCCUGGAGCAGCUGGAGAAUGUCUGCGAGAUCCUGUUGGGACUGAAUGCCGUGGUCAACUACAAGACCACCGUCAAGCUAGUUCGGCGCAGUCUGCAGGAAAACGAACGACUUUUUCAGGAUUUGUUCGAGGUGGCACGGCGCUUCAAAAUUAUGAACCCGGAUCUGAUGCGCUCGACCUAUGGCAAGCUCAUGUAUCUGCUCAUGGAUGCUGCCAGCAGUCGCGUUGCGAGUCGCCUGGGUAUGCAGCUCACUAAAGAGAUUCUCACCGUGACAAACUUUGCACGAGCACGCGGUGGUGAAGCCUUGCUGCUGGACGAGCAGCUGCUGGUAGCUGCCUCGGACACAACCCUGAUUCUCGACGCUGAGGCAGCUGCCACUAUGGUGGCCCGAAAGCACGCGGCCCUGCAACAUCUCAAGGACUCGUAUAGUACCGAGCAGUUGACUGCAGACGACAUUGAACGCAUCGUCUUCUCGAUCAGUGAUAGUAACAACUACCAAGCGAGCGCGAGUGGACCAGUCUUACGCAUGCUGCAGCACUUGGACAAGUACUUUGAUCCCUCGGCAUCAUCCCAGGACGAUUUUGCCGACCUCUCCAUUCGGUUCGGCUUGGCCAUGGGGGGCCGCACACCGCACACCCUCAUGCUUUUUUGGACUACGACUUGCUUUUCUAUUCCUUUUCCAUUUUUUGCCUUUUUUUCAUUUGUUUUUUUUCUGUGUGUGUGUGUGUGUGUGUGUGUGUGUGUGUGUGUGUGUGUGUGUGUGUGUGUGUGUGUGUGUGUGUGUGUGUGUGUGUGUGUGUGUGUGUGUGCGUACAGCAUGCAGAAUAGCAAGCUCUCACACAGUCACAGUCAGCAAUACACCUACGUCAAGCAGACUCUGACCCUGUGGAAGGAGAUCACGCAGAAAAUGUUCCACCUGUGGUGGGCCGCCGAUCAAGAUCUGCUGCGCCCCGGGGCCUAUUACUCUCUGUCCAAUACGGGACAAGGGUUGAAUCGCGUGCAGAGCUGUCCCACCGUCGGCAAUGCCAUGCAAAAGAUCUUGCGGUCCGUGCAGAGCAAAUGCGGUCAGUGGGUGGGCUUGAGUGUGGUCCACCUGGGCGAUCGUGACGUGCCCAAUGCCCUCAUUUUCAUCGACAAGUACACCCAGGUGCCGCGCAUCUUGGGUCCAAUUGUGCAUGCGUUGGAUCGGAUUGAGGAGCUUGAGAAGGAUGCCAACACGGCGGCUUACAUUGGUGUGUUCAAGACGACGGAGCACCUGCGUCAGCGCAUCCUGCAGGACUUUUUCCGUUUCGCCUUUAACGGGGACGGCGAUGACGGAGGCUCUUGCAUUGACGGACGGCUCACGAGUGCCUGGAACUGGUGUGGCAAGCUGGAGAAGAAGCCAUUUCGUAACUUGUUCAUGCUUGCCGGCUUUCAGGGCUUUGAUGGUAGUUUUGCUGCUUAA